Linum tenue is the source of this 1543-nucleotide messenger RNA. The record is from the annotation of a GenBank genome assembly. NCBI's taxonomy places the organism in Eukaryota, Viridiplantae, Streptophyta, Magnoliopsida, Malpighiales, Linaceae.
AAGCAAUCCAACCUUGCCUUCUUCUGGCCCGUACCAUUCUCCAAAAGUUCGUCAAAUGCAUAGCGCAGAUUGAAAGAUUGUGGUGGUCCUUUUCCCCUUUCCCAUAUCUGAAAGCAACCCCGCUGCACAUUUCCCGUAAUCGUUUCCUUCUUCUUCCCCAUCUCUCUCUCCUCUUCCCCCGGCCGGAUGAACAGGCGCCAAAACAAGUUUGCCCUGGAACGCGACCUAAUUCUCUAGUCAGACAUUGGGAUUUCGCCGCCGGGAAUUUCUCAGACACAGGCUUUGUUGGAUGAUCUUUGGAUAUCAGCAAAGCAAUGAGCCGUUUGACAGAACUUCAGAAAAACCCCUCAGCUAGGAGAAAGUUAAGAGAUUUGCAGCAACAAACUGAUAACCGGGUGUGUGCUGAUUGCGGUGCGCCAGAUCCUAAAUGGGCGUCUGCAAAUAUUGGAGUCUUCCUCUGCUUAAAAUGUUGCAGUGUACACCGAAGCCUUGGUACCCAUAUCUCAAAGGUGUUGUCAGUGACACUGGAUGACUGGACCGAGGAAGAAAUUGAUUCCAUGUCUGAAGUUGGUGGGAAUGCGGCUGUUAAUUCAAUUUAUGAGGCUCAAAUACCUGACGGUCUAUCAAAGCCUAAACCAGAUGCCAGUCACGAUGAGCGUUCAAAAUUCAUCAGAUCUAAGUAUGAGCUUCAAGAUUUUAUGAAGCCUAGCUUGCGAAUGUCAUCAGGAAAGUCUGCUGUAUCUGCCCAGUUAAGCUUUUCUAGGAGGAUAAUCGAUACAUUCCGAACCGCAAGUGAAGCUACGGAUGGCAUGGUAGAAUUCAUAGGUUUACUGAAGGUGAAGGUUGUGAAGGGUACAAACUUGGCUGUCAGAGACAUGUUGUCAAGCGAUCCUUAUGUCAUUCUCAAUCUCGGUAAACAGACUGUCCAGACCACUGUAGUUAGGAGCAACCUGAAUCCAGUAUGGGAUGAGGAACUCAUGCUCUCAGUUCCACAAGACUAUGGUACUGUGAAGUUGCAAGUGUUUGACUACGACACGUUCUCUGCUGAUGACAUAAUGGGGGAGGCAGAGAUCGACUUGCAUCCAUUGAUAAACUCGGCGAUGGCAUAUGGGGACCCGGAGAUGUUUGGGAACAUGCAGAUCGGGAAGUGGUUGAAAUCAGACGACAAUGCUCUCAUGGACGAUAGCACAAUAAACAUCGUGGAUGGGAAGGUGAAGCAACAAGUGUUUUUCAAGCUCCAGAACGUAGAAUCUGGGGAGUUAGAACUAGAGUUAGAGUGGUUGUCUCUGGAGCAAUAAAGCAAAAGUACAUAUAUUAUCUACAUUCAUGCAUUCUUAUGCUGGACAAAGAAGAAAGGAAAGGAAAGAAGCUGGUGAAGUUCAUCGUUUUGGACAGUUGAUGAAUCCAUGAGAAGACUUGUACUAUUCUGUGGUUUUCCUUCUCCUUUCCCUUUUUUCCAAUUUUCGUGUUAACUGCAUUGGCCAUGUAUAUUUAUUUGUCCUACCCAGUUUCAUAUAUUUAUUUGAUCAUAGCACAUGCCACA